Messenger RNA from Solanum verrucosum, 562 nucleotides. Its product is annotated as desiccation-related protein clone PCC27-04-like. Lineage: Eukaryota; Viridiplantae; Streptophyta; Magnoliopsida; Solanales; Solanaceae. Gene Ontology annotation, biological process: response to water. The record is from RefSeq and is a predicted model, not a curated record. Bases 97 to 519 code for a protein of 140 amino acids. The transcript has 2 exons.
CUAUAUAAAGUCUCCAAUCUAAUUAGCAAAUUCAAUCACAAAUACUAUCAAACUUCUUCAAAUUAAAUUACAUAGUUUGUGUUUGAUUAGAGAAAUAUGGCACAUAAGGGAACUAGCCAAGGCCAAAUGCACCUAACUGAUGAACAUGGAAAUCGAGUUCAUCAAAUUGAUGAACCCAAUGCAAUCCAAGGUAUAGCUAUGGGGUUCGCCCCUGCUGGUACAUGCUCUGAUACUAUGAAGAAAGAUCACUAUGACGAAGGACAACAACAACUUCGUCGUUCCGGUAGCUCUAGUUCAAGCUCUUCUGAGGAUGAUGGAGAAGGAGGGAGGAGGAGGAAGAAGAAGGGCAUAAAGGAGAAGAUUAAAGAGACGUUGACCGGAGGCACUGACGAAGGUGUACAAACUAUUAUUCCUACUCUUACUCCUACUCCUACUCCGACUUCCACCUGUGAAGCCGGAGGGGGCGAAAAGAAAGGAAUGAUGGAGAAAAUCAAGGAGAAGAUCCCUGGGAUGCACUGAGUGAAUGUUACAUUUCAAGUGUGUCGAUUUUUGACAAUUGAAG